Molecule: messenger RNA, 1272 nt
Organism: Rodentolepis nana
Lineage: Eukaryota; Metazoa; Platyhelminthes; Cestoda; Cyclophyllidea; Hymenolepididae
Source: the annotation of a GenBank genome assembly
AUGUCAGCUUUUCCGAUUUCUUCUAAUGGUAACAUUGGUUCAAUUGAACGAAAGCGUGAUGUUUGUAUUAACGAUGCCCUGCCCCGGGAACUCAUAUUAAAAAUAUUUUCAUAUCUUGACAUUGAAACUCUUUGUACAUGUGCUCAAGUCUGCAAGUUUUGGUAUAAAUGUGCUUUUGAUGGAAGUAAUUGGAAAAGAACCAAUUUAUUCAACUUUCAACGAGAUGUUCAACCAGAUGUUGUGGAGAAAAUAGCGCAACGUUGUCAGGGUUUUCUCAGAGAGCUGAUACUUCGUGGCUGUCGUAAUAUUAAUGAUGAUGCAAUAAGACGCUUCACGGUUUUGUGUCGGCUAAUUGAGAUCCUCGAUUUGUCAGAAUGCCAACAUUUAACUGACGAUGCUUGUAAAUAUCUUGGGCAAAAUUGCCCUGAACUUCAACAGCUUUCACUUGCUUCCUGUCCAAAUAUUGGCGAUGUUGGGAUGAAAUGGUUAAGUGCCUGUGAGAGAUUGACUCACUUGGAUGUCUCCUGGUGUUCAGUGGGUGAUGAGGGCCUGGCAGCCAUCGCACAGGGAUGUUUGAGUCUGAAGGAGCUCAAAGUUAUGGGCUGUCAUGAUAUCUCCAGUCGUGGUGUUGGUCACAUCGCCAGUCGUUCCUUCGGCCUUCUGCUCCUCAAUCUCAGCCAUUGCGGUCAGAACAUAACCGACGAAGCCAUGAUUCAUCUUGCCAUGGGUUGUCCCUUCCUGCGUGCCCUCUUCAUCUCCCUGUGUCACAUUACCGAUGCGGGUUUGCGAGCCCUAGCAGGAACCCUUCCCCCAACCACAGCGGUGGAAAUGCUGGGCAUUACUUUGCCAACGGGUUCCAGUGGAGGAUUCCAAGGUCUCUCUACAUCAACUCACGCGGGGAAUGGUCGAUCAAUGCGGUCAGCACGUCAUCGACCUGUCAGUGAAACAGGCGGAGGUCUGUUUGCAAAUGGUAGUGGUGGCGUAUCGCAUCGCCACUCUUCCGCUUCUGCCUACCCUCUCACUACUCCCAGUUCUCCCUCGGGCUGGUUGACGGGAUCUGCCUCGGCUCUACAUCCUAAGCCUCUGGUGAUUCCUGGAUGCAAGGAGUUGAGGGUACUGGAAAUUAGUCAAUGCAUUCAAAUCACGGAUGCAGGACUUGCUGCUCUUGCCAGGAAUUGUGUCAAUGUGAGAACCUUAUUUACCAUUCUAAUACUAUUUUUGAUAAAACGAAAAAAAGAAUGUUUUACAAAUUUUGUCAUGAGGCAUGCAUAG